Messenger RNA from Eptesicus fuscus (big brown bat), 3241 nucleotides. RefSeq names its product Sp8 transcription factor (gene SP8). The record is from RefSeq and is a predicted model, not a curated record. Bases 102 to 1574 code for a protein of 490 amino acids. Gene Ontology annotation, molecular function: DNA-binding transcription factor activity, RNA polymerase II-specific; RNA polymerase II cis-regulatory region sequence-specific DNA binding. The transcript has 2 exons. NCBI's taxonomy places the organism in Eukaryota, Metazoa, Chordata, Mammalia, Chiroptera, Vespertilionidae. Gene Ontology annotation, biological process: regulation of transcription by RNA polymerase II.
GCAGCCCAACUGGUCCCCGCCCGUAGGGUAGGAAGCAGCCGGGCGCCGGGGCUGUUGGGGGCGCCAAGGAAGAACCGAGGUUGGGAUCGACUCCUCUGGCCAUGCUAGCGGCUACCUGUAACAAGAUCGGCAGCCCCAGCCCGUCUCCCUCCUCCCUGUCGGACAGCUCCUCUUCCUUCGGCAAGGGCUUCCACCCCUGGAAACGCUCCUCCUCGUCCGCCGCCGGCAGCUGCAAUGUAGUGGGUUCCAGCCUCUCCGGCUUCGGCGUGUCGGGGGCCUCCCGGAGCGGCGGCUCGUCCUCGGCGGCCGCGGCGGCGGCGGCGGCGGCGGCGGCGGCCGCGGCCCUGGUGUCCGACUCGUUCAGCUGCGGCGGCUCGCCGGGCUCCAGCGCCUUCUCCCUGACCUCCAGCAGCGCCGCCGCCGCCGCCGCCGCCGCCGCGGCCGCCGCCUCCACCUCGCCCUUCGCCAACGACUACUCGGUGUUCCAGGCCCCCGGCGUCUCCGGGGCCAGCGGCGGGGGCGGCGGAGGCGGCGGCGGCGGCGGCGGCUCCUCGGCGCACUCGCAGGACGGCUCCCACCAGCCCGUGUUCAUCUCCAAGGUGCACACCUCGGUGGACGGGCUGCAGGGCAUCUACCCGCGCGUGGGCAUGGCGCACCCGUACGAGUCGUGGUUCAAGCCCUCGCACCCGGGCCUGGGCGCCGCCGGCGACGUGGGCUCGGCCGGCGCCUCCAGCUGGUGGGACGUGGGCGCGGGCUGGAUCGACGUGCAGAACCCGAACGGCGCGGCGGCGUUGCCGGGCUCGCUGCACCCGGCCGCCGGGGGGCUCCAGACCUCGCUGCACUCGCCCCUCGGAGGCUACAACUCGGAUUACUCGGGCCUGGGCCACUCCGCCUUCAGCAGCGGCGCCUCCUCGCACCUGCUCAGCCCCGCCGGGCAGCACCUCAUGGACGGCUUCAAGCCGGUGCUGCCCGGCUCCUACCCGGACUCGGCCCCGUCGCCGCUGGCCGGUGCGGGGGGCUCCAUGCUGAGCGCGGGGCCGUCGGCGCCGCUGGGGGGCUCCCCCCGCUCCUCCGCCCGCCGCUACUCGGGCCGCGCCACCUGCGACUGCCCCAACUGCCAGGAGGCGGAGCGGCUGGGCCCGGCGGGGGCGAGCCUGCGGCGCAAGGGCCUGCACAGCUGCCACAUCCCCGGCUGCGGCAAGGUGUACGGCAAGACGUCGCACCUCAAGGCGCACCUGCGCUGGCACACGGGCGAGCGGCCCUUCGUGUGCAACUGGCUCUUCUGCGGCAAGCGCUUCACGCGCUCCGACGAGCUGCAGCGGCACCUGCGGACCCACACGGGCGAGAAGCGCUUCGCCUGUCCCGUCUGCAACAAGCGCUUCAUGCGCAGCGACCACCUCAGCAAGCACGUGAAGACGCACAGCGGCGGCGGCGGCGGCUCCGCGGGCUCGGGCAGCGGCGGCAAGAAGGGCAGCGACACCGACAGCGAGCACAGCGCCGCGGGCAGCCCGCCCUGCCACUCCCCGGAGCUGCUGCCGCCCCCCGAGCCCGGGCACCGCAACGGCCUGGAGUGACGCGCGCCCCGCGCCCGUCCCUCCCCCCUUGACCUCCCCCCACCCCGCUCCGCCUGGUCCCCGUCUGUCCUGGCCUCCGCUCCAGCCUCUCUGCCCCCCCCUAUUCUAACUCCCUCUGGGACUUAACUCUGUAAAGGGGAUGCGGACAUGGAAGUCGCACGCAGGGCCGUCCGGGGCCCCGGCUCUCCCUCUCCACCCGGGGACACCGUCGGAGCUCCGCACCGCCGGCACCCGCGCCUCGCCGGGCCUUCCUCCUCGCCCUCCCUCUGUCCCCCGCCCUCCGUCCCAUUGUGUGAAGGGCCUUCCGGAGGGAAGCGGCCCUGGAUGUGGAGCUGAACGAUUCCAGGGCCUUGGGGGACAGGCCUGCGCCGGGGUUAGCAGCAAUUCGGUGGAACCAGGUUGGGCUUCGGCCGGGGAGGGCGAGGCGGGAGGCCCGCGUGGGGCAUCCCCGCCGGGGCCGCCGCCCGCCCUGCGCCGCGCGGCGGGAGCGCUGGGCGGGGGCCCUGCUGUCCGCACGGAGAGGCGGCGUUUGCGGAGUUUAGCUGCCCCGACUUCAGCUCGGCCCCUCGUUCUUUGUUCCCUGAGGUGGGACCCAUGCAAGUUUCAACCAAGGGCCGUCUUGGCGAAUCGCUGCAGCAGCCUUCUGUCAUCUCUAUAACAUUUUUUUAAACUAAAAACCUAAAGGGGGGGAAAAAAAGGCAUCCCUUCACUUGGUUUCCCAUCUAGAUAGCUUUUCCUCUAGCAGUGAGCAAGUCUUUCUUUCUCUCAAAACUGCUAAUAUUGAUCCCAAAGUUAUUUUGGUCGAAUUAAUUUAACUUAUGGGGUGGGGGUGGGGUGAGGGUAGGUGUCUUUCUUAUGCAAAAAUACCCCUUUCCGGUGAGAACAGAUUCGCUAUCUCCGUGUUUGUCCUUUUCUACCUCGUUUUUCAUCACCCCGGAGCCUAAUCUCCGCCCCCCCCCCCUUUUUUUUGCUAGUCCAGACAUCAAUUUGUAUAGUACCCAUAUCUGUAAAUUCUUGCAAUCCAUUGAAGAUUAUUAGGGUGAAACUUUUUUUGGUGUGAUUUAAACGUAUAAACAAGUGAAGAAGCUAUCGUUUAUAUCAGGCGAGGCUGUGGUUUAAAUUUAAAUGCCAAAAGAGGGAAAGUAGGGGGAGGGGAAACACCUUUGUAAAAUAUAUCUGAACCUAAUGGUUUGUACCGCUGGAGAAUCGUUCUAGAUUAGUUACCAGUUAACUAUAGCUCCACCGGUGUAUGGGUGCGAGGGGCAGCUGUCCAGGAGACGAUUUUGUAUAGUAUUUUUCUUGUACAUUACUUCCAGUAAAUAUUUGAAAAUAUAUCGAAGUAAACUUGAUUUUUUUGGUUACGAGAAAAUAUUAAGAGUUAUUGUGGCAGUUGUGAAGACUGCAGGCUUUUUGAACUCACUCCUGGAGGUGCAGGGCCACAGACGCACUUUCAGGGCCUCGUGUUGCUCGAAUAUUAAUUUAGGUAGCUCUCGAACUGUAAUUAAGACAAUAUUUGAUAAAUGUGGGGUGACAUUUAAUUUAAUGGAGCAUGUACUUAUUUGCAUUUGCUGGCAGUUCAGGUAUAGUUAAAGUGAGAGUUCUCCUCUAUUUCAUCACUGGGUUUGCCAAAACCCAUGUAUUAAAUAAAUUGUCCAAGUGAAACUCAA